AUGGAUAUAUCCCUGGCAUUGUUUUUAUUCUCAGCUGUCACCUGCUACCUCCUAUGGUUCACCUUCAUCUCCAAAUCCCUCAAGGGCCCGCGCGUGUGGCCCGUUCUCGGCAGCCUCCCGGGCCUCAUUGAGAAUGCCGACCGAAUGCACGACUGGAUCUCCGACAACCUCCGAGCAUGCGGCGGGACCUACCAAACCUGCAUCUGUGCCGUACCCUUCCUUGCCCGUAAGCAAGGCCUCGUGACCGUGACCUGCGAUCCAAAAAACCUCGAGCAUAUACUCAAAACCCGGUUCGACAACUACCCCAAGGGACCCACCUGGCAGGCCGUUUUCCACGAUCUCCUCGGCCAGGGCAUCUUCAACUCCGACGGCGACACCUGGCUCUUCCAGCGAAAAACGGCCGCCCUCGAGUUCACGACCCGAACCCUCCGCCAAGCCAUGGCCCGAUGGGUCAACCGCUCCAUCCACGACCGUCUCUGCCCAAUCCUCGACUCGGCCCGUCUCCAGGCCCGGCCCAUCGACCUCCAGGACCUCCUCCUCCGCCUCACGUUCGACAAUAUAUGUGGUCUGGCGUUUGGUCGGGACCCACAUACUCUAGCCCCUGGCCUGCCGGUGAAUGCCUUUGCCUCGGCCUUUGACCGGGCCACUGAGGCCUCCUUACAGAGAUUCAUCCUCCCCGAAAUCAUAUGGAAACUGAAGAAAUGGCUCCGGCUCGGAAUGGAGGUUUCUUUGAGCCGCAGCCUUGUCCAGCAUGUGGCGCUCAACUUCAUACUCGCGGGUCGGGACACUUCAUCGGUUGCCCUCAGCUGGUUCUUCUGGCUCGUAAUCCAGAACCCACGAGUCGAGAGUGAAAUCCUCAAGGAGAUUUGCUCGGUACUCGUCGAGACACGCGGGGACCAAGAUGUAUCGGCAUGGGCCCACGAGCCGCUCGGGUUCGAGGAGGUCGACCGUCUCGUCUACUUAAAAGCUGCACUUUCCGAGACGCUGCGGUUGUACCCUUCGGUACCAGAGGACUCGAAGCAUGUCGUGGCCGAUGAUGUUUUGCCGGACGGGACUUUUGUGCCGGCAGGUUCGGCGAUCACAUACUCGAUAUACUCCGCGGGUCGGAUGAGGUCGGCGUGGGGGGAGGAUUGCAUGGAGUUCAGGCCGGAGAGGUGGCUUUCGCCGGACGGUAAGAGGUUCGUGGGCCACGACUCGUACAGGUUUGUGGCGUUUAAUGCGGGCCCGCGGGUGUGCCUCGGGAGGGAUUUGGCGUACCUGCAGAUGAAGUCGGUGGCGGCGGCGGUUUUGCUCCGGCACCGGCUGGCGGUGGCGGAGGGCCACAGGGUGGAGCAGAAGAUGUCGCUGACGCUGUUUAUGAAGGAGGGGCUGUGGGUGGAGGUUUAUGAGAGGGAUUUGAAGGGGGUGGUGGAGAGUGUUAAAGGUAAGUCAGAAGUGUAA
This is a messenger RNA of Striga hermonthica, 1440 nucleotides long. The record is from the annotation of a GenBank genome assembly. NCBI's taxonomy places the organism in Eukaryota, Viridiplantae, Streptophyta, Magnoliopsida, Lamiales, Orobanchaceae.